CACACAGUCAGUCAACGAAUACCGGGACACAAACUGGCGAUGAUCAUCAUGCCUUAUAAAAUUAUCGGUUAUUUCGUCGCCUUACUGGCCGUCACCCGCGCCGGGAUCAUUGGUCCAGGUGCAGCCGCAGUAGCUGUCGCGCAGCAGCCAGCUGCGACGGUUAUCAGAGCCGAAAACUACAAUUCGCAUCCUCGAUAUAGCUUCGGUUAUAGCGUGGCAGAUGGUCUCACCGGCGACAACAAGGCGCAGGAGGAAACUCGCAACGGCGACGUAGUUGAAGGAAGUUACAGCUUAAUCGAGCCCGACGGUGCCAGGCGUCUCGUCUCCUACGCGGCCGAUCCCAUCAACGGUUUUAACGCGGUCGUACAGCGGGAUCCCAGCAUCACCGCAUCCGCUGCAGCAGCGGUGCAUCCCGUCGUUGCGCCGUCCGUGAUCGCCGCAGCUGCACCAGUUGCCGUUGCAAUUCGCCCGCAGGCGACCGUCUUGGUGAGGCAGCCGUUCAAUUCGGGUGCCACAAACAUCGCAGCCGUGAAUCCGGGACUGCUGAGUUUAGGAGUGGGCCUGGGAGUUAGAUCGGGAUCUAUUUACGGCACGCAAACUCACGUCGCGAAUGUCGGUAUCGUGAAAGUUCGCUAAAUGCAUGCAUAAUUGCAUCAGAAAGCGGUGGUUUCGCUACUUGGCUUCCCUCCACGACGCAUCUUGAAAAUGUUCCUUGCCCGUUCAUGCGCAUCAGGAUCUCCUUACGCACAUCUCUCUUAUUGUUAGCCGCAUUUACGAAGUAUAGAUAUUAAAAUGUGCGUAAGAAGAUAUUACUAUAUAUUUAUUUCUAUAUCAUUUUAAAACAUGAAACAUUAUUUAUAUGUAUCUCGAAAUA
Molecule: messenger RNA, 874 nt
Organism: Formica exsecta
Lineage: Eukaryota; Metazoa; Arthropoda; Insecta; Hymenoptera; Formicidae
Product: larval cuticle protein A2B-like
Exons: 4
Coding region: 40-636 (198 amino acids)
Cellular component (GO): extracellular matrix
Source: RefSeq, a predicted model, not a curated record